This is a messenger RNA of Drosophila santomea, 3690 nucleotides long. RefSeq names its product putative transcription factor SOX-14 (gene Sox14). The transcript has 2 exons. NCBI's taxonomy places the organism in Eukaryota, Metazoa, Arthropoda, Insecta, Diptera, Drosophilidae. The record is from RefSeq and is a predicted model, not a curated record. Gene Ontology annotation, molecular function: RNA polymerase II cis-regulatory region sequence-specific DNA binding; DNA-binding transcription factor activity, RNA polymerase II-specific. Gene Ontology annotation, biological process: cell differentiation; anatomical structure morphogenesis; positive regulation of transcription by RNA polymerase II. The coding region runs from base 1494 to 3548 and encodes 684 amino acids.
AGUUCACUUGAACAGCUGUGAGCGAUCGACGUUGGUCGGGAAGCAAUCACAAACACAAACACAAGCACACGCACCCACACAGAGAGAGCAGAGCCAUAUAUGCUGUAUAUGCAAGGCAUAUAUGCAUAAUUACAUACAGCGCAGUACAUGGGGGCUGCAUAAGAAACAAGCACAACAAAAUCACAAAUACACAAAUGUACAACAAAAUACGUAAAAACGUAAAAUCUUUUGCGUAGUUCAUUCGCUCGCGUCGCGCUCGUUUCUUCACUUACUCCACUCCACUCCACUCCAAUCCGAUUCCACUUCCAAUCCAAACCCAACUCGUAUCUCAUCGCUUCGGUUUCGUUGCGUUGCGUUGCGCUGCGCCGAGAGUUUCGUUUCGUUUUCGGUGCUUCUUCAGUUCACAGUUCAGUUCAGUUCGGUUGGGAUUCAGUUGGAUUCGAAUCGAUGUUUAGUGUAGAUUGGCCAGGACACGGAGGACCCAACUCAACUAAACGCGGCGUGUAGAACCAUUCAAACUAACUAACUAAGUCUAGUAACUCUGUCUAGAAACCUGAGUGCGUGUAAACCGUGGCAGCCAAAGAGCUGAGAUAUAAGCAACCGAUCCCGCUUAUUGUCGAGUGAUAACACCGAGACCGAGAUUGGCCAGAAGCCAGAAACAUUCGGAACCAGCUGGAGUUCAAACAUCAAAACAUUAUCAAAACAUUUGUGUUUCAAAAUCAACACGUAAACGUAAAGCAAACAAACACAGUCGAAAGCGCGAGUGCAGCAGUAUUAGUAGUGACCACACACAGAUACACACACACACACACACACACACAUAUCAUUACAUACGUGUGUAACUCUCUGCACAUAAAUGCGAGCCAAUCUAUUUAAUUCAGUUUCAGUGCAUUUAUAAAUUAAUAAAAUUUACCAAGUGCGAGAGUGAGGGAGCGACACGGACACGCACACCUAUGCAAGCUCAUUACACGGACGCAGCGAACGUGAGUCUUGGAAUAUUGCAAACAACAACAACAAAAGCAGUAGCAGCAGCAACAGCAACAACAACAAAACAUAAAGCGAAACAGCAAAAAAUAAAUAAAUAACGAGGAACCAGUUUCACCUUGAGGAGCAAUACCUAGUGCACACUCGCACUCACACACGCGCAGCGCACAUGUGCAGCAGUGUGCGCCAAAUGAAACAGAAACAGCCCGAUCUUACUGCGACCACGGACACAUAGUGCAUAUAGUGCACAUAGUACACAUAGUACACAUAGUGCACAGCCUAGAGUGCCCACAGUAGACAUAGUGCCCACCACAUAAUUUCGUGAUAAAGCCCCGGAGAACCGGAGCAUCGGAGCAUCGGAGAAACUGAGCGCUCCACCUUAUCGGCAACCCACUGCCACUGGUUCGGCUACUAUGCUCCAGCGGGGAUCGGGACAUCAUCGCUGGGAUAGAGACACCGAGGCCAGGACUGGGAUGCAGUUGCAGCAGCGGCCCCAAACGCACUGAAAGAUGAUAGCUAAGCCCAACCAGGACACCACCACCACCACCGAACCACCAUUGAGCUUGCGCCCCGGAACAGUGCCAACGGUUCCAGCAACCACCCCAGCCACAUCGGCCAGACCAGUCACUUCAGCCAGACCAGCUACCAUCCAGCGAAGGAAUCCAGCCCCGAAAGCGGACUCACCACCCCACACUUUGCCACCGUUCUCGCCAUCGCCAUCGCCUUCGCUUUUGCCUUCGCCUUUGCCAGCGCAAAACCCAGAAGCGCAAAAAACACAAAGCCAGCCAGCUAUUACUCAUCCAGCGGCUGUGACUUCGCCUUCCGCGCCUGUUGCUGCAGCUGCACCGAAGCGCCCCAAGACCCCGGAACCCCGGAGCACCCACACUUACAGGCCCGACCACAGCCCCACCAGCAGCCAGCUCGUCACCCCCCCAACCGAAUCCGAAUCCGAAAUGGACGACGAAAGAUCUCCGAGCCACAGCGGCCAUGAAAUGACACUGAGCAUGAACGGCAUCGAUUCCAGCCUGGUGUUCGGAUCUGCACGGGUUCCUGUCAACUCCAGCACCCCGUACUCGGAUGCGACUCGAACCAAGAAACAUUCGCCCGGCCAUAUCAAGCGACCCAUGAACGCCUUCAUGGUGUGGAGCCAGAUGGAGCGGCGCAAGAUCUGCGAGCGGACUCCGGACCUGCACAACGCGGAGAUCUCCAAGGAGCUGGGCCGCCGGUGGCAGCUGCUCAGCAAGGACGACAAGCAGCCGUACAUCAUCGAGGCGGAGAAGCUGCGCAAGCUGCACAUGAUCGAGUAUCCGAACUACAAGUACAGGCCCCAGAAGAAGCAGACGCGCUCCCCGGGAUCGCUGAAGCCCAACCAGGACGCGGACGGCUGCGAAGCCAGAAAUGACACGCCCAACAACAACAACAACAACUCACUGACCACACUUGCAAUUAAUGGAACCACCAACACUGCCGGCCGGAAAAGCAAAAGAUCUACCUCUACAUGUCAAUCGGGUUCCGCUUCGAAACGAUUGAGGAACGACUCGGGUGAUACCUCCAAGCCUAAGUACGAAGUUAAGUUGGAGUCUGCUGAGCAGCUCAACUCCGCGGAUAUUAUACUACCCUCAGCCGAUAAUCUGUUAAGCUAUCAAUCGUCUGAAUACUUACCUCUAAGCACGCACAGCAACGCCGACUGCGACGAGAAGCUGCACUCAGAGCUGAGCUCGGGUCCGCUGGAGCAGCGGGAGAACCUGUCGGAGGUGGUCCACCGGUUCCUGCCGCUCUUCCUCGGCGGCAACGAGGACUCGCAGCUGGGUGUGAGUAGCCUGGCGCAGAGCCAACACAACCAGUCGGAUCCCACCGCAGGAUUGAUGGACAACCUCUCCGGUAUCAGCCCCAUCAACGACCGCGAGGAGCUCUCCGAGGAGGUGAUGCGGUACCUGCCCUACCUGGAGGUGAAUCCCACGAGCGACGGCCUCACCCUCAAGGUGGAGUCCAGCCUGCUGGACAAUCCGCUCAACGAGCCCGUGUUCGACUCCGAAGACAACAUUGUGAACGACGCCAACUUGCACUCGGCCAGCCAUCAAAUACCUCCAUAUGUGCCUGACAGCCACGAUUGCUUUGCGGAGGACUGCGGCGGGGAUAGCUCCUCGCACCAGGUGGAGUUCGAGGUGGCGCGGCCCCAGACGGUGACCAUGACCAUGACCUGCACGCUGCCCUACGGCGGACCGGACGGUGGGCACACAUUCCAGGCCGACGACUUCAACGCGAUCCCGUCGGCCGCCGAGGACAGCGAGUGCAGCAUUCUGACCACCUCCAACUCGCCGCAGAUCGGCUUCAACGGGAGCAGCUUCGUGGAGGCGGACGCCAUCGGGAGCACUUGUACAUACGCGCAACAAGACUACACCGGAAGUGUAAUUGAAACACACAAUGAUCUCAACUACGCCGCACACGAUAACAACGGAGCUCUGCUAGCCUACACAUUUGAGGACUUGCCGCCUCAGCCAACCGGUAGUCAUUUAGAGUUUAACACUAACAAGUACGAGUUUGCAAGUUAUUAUAAAAUGUGAGAGAUAUUUAAGUUUGUGUAAUUUAUAACUAAUCUAAUUGUACGUUUAUAAUUUUACACCAAAUUAUAUAUAAAAAUAUGUAUAUGUAUGCAGAUAAUACCAUAUAUUCCAUAAAUUCUAUAUACAUACAAAAAACGCGAGA